Rangifer tarandus platyrhynchus (Svalbard reindeer) is the source of this 357-nucleotide messenger RNA. NCBI's taxonomy places the organism in Eukaryota, Metazoa, Chordata, Mammalia, Artiodactyla, Cervidae. The record is from the annotation of a GenBank genome assembly.
AUGGCCGUGCAAAUUUCCAAGAAGAGGAAGUUUGUCGCUGAUGGCAUCUUCAAAGCUGAACUGAACGAGUUUCUCACUCGGGAGCUGGCUGAAGAUGGGUACUCUGGAGUUGAGGUCCGAGUUAAACCAACCAGGACAGAAAUCAUUAUCUUGGCCACCAGGACACAGAAUGUACUUGAUGAGAAGGGCCGGCGGAUCCAGGAGUUGACUGCUGUGGUUCAGAAGAGAUUUGGCUUCCCUGAAGGCAGUGUAGAGCUUUACGCUGAAAAGGUAGCCACAAGAGGACUGUGUGCCAUUGCCCAGGCAGAAUCUCUGCGUUACAAGCUCCUAGGAGGCCUUGCUGUGCGGAGGGCCUGA